AUGACAGAACUAUCUCAUACAACAGCGCUCGAGAAGCUCCAUCGAAUGGAGCAACAAGACGGCUCUUUGGACACACAUCUUGCAAUUGUUCGCAUUAGUGAACCGAUCUUCUCUCCAGACGGUAGUUCGGCGCCCACGCCAUCCAAACGCAACUCCGAUGUCUCUACGAUUGACAAUCCCUCACCCGUAUCCCUUGAUGCAGAUCUGACCCACUACAAGGAAUUAUUCUCGAAACUACGUUUUUCCUAUGUCGAGCAAGUUACAAAGGAGAAAUUCCUACGUGCGAUCGUAGGGGACCCACCUUUAGUAGUUGGUCAUAAUGAAAAUGUCGAGCUGGAGGCACAAUUAGCGGAGGUGAAGGCCGAACUUCGUGCCCAAAAAGAGGAGGUGCGGGUAAUGAUUGAAGAGAUGGAGAAGACAGGACGGGACCUUUCAAGGCGCUACAAGAACGUUCAGCUUCAGAUGACACAACUUUCGACUCUUCCUGAAUCCAUUGAGAAUCUUGAGUCCACAAUUGCGGGGUUGCGCGCAAAACGGAUCGCUACUAUGGACCUGUCCUCCUCCCAAAAUAUGCCACUCCCUGCAACAUUAUCCCUUCUAUCCGAGCGAGAGGCGGAACUUUCGGCCCUUGAUAGACAACUUGCAGCAGUACAGAACACUCUGCCUCGCAAGACCAGAGAGGCAGAGACGAUAGAGCGAGAGCUAGGAGUGCUUGGGAAGCGGAAAUCGGAAGCUAUAACACAAGCCCAAGAAGCCAAGAGAAAGAAACAGGAGGGAGAGAGCGAUGGGCUUGAGGAGAUGGGUAGAUGGUAUCGAAGUGCAGGGGAGGCUCUGAAGGGUCUGGUUGGUGUUGGGGGUUAA
Molecule: messenger RNA, 861 nt
Organism: Aspergillus tanneri
Lineage: Eukaryota; Fungi; Ascomycota; Eurotiomycetes; Eurotiales; Aspergillaceae
Exons: 3
Coding region: 1-861 (286 amino acids)
Biological process (GO): kinetochore assembly; protein localization to kinetochore; attachment of mitotic spindle microtubules to kinetochore
Cellular component (GO): kinetochore
Source: RefSeq, a predicted model, not a curated record